UCGCGCAUAUGAUGAGGUCGCUUGCGCGAAGAAUGAUGUGAGACGUCUCAUAUUUCACUAGAGAGGGGGGGAAAAACGCUUCAGUUGAAACGCAGCUAUGGCGUCAACACCUUAUAUUAUUUUCGUGUUGUGUCUGACUUUCAUUCCAUUCGCUUCAGCUGACGAAUGCGAAGCCUACGUCGACUCCAGUUACAAAACGCACUUAUCCGAGGACUGUUCGUUUCUGCAGCAUUGCUGUGGCACCUGCGACAACAGAUACUGCUGCUCCAAUUCUUUUAGAAGACUCAAUCAGGACUCAUGCUCUGUGUGGGAUUCAAAUAAUGGUGACAUUGUUACCAUUACAAGUGGUAUUGCGGGCCUUGUCAUCUUCAUCAUCCUCAUCAUUUCCUGCUGCGUCUGCCCCUGCUGCUGUCUGUACAAGAUGUGCCGAAAGCCAACACCUGUGAUUGCAACCACCACCACCACCGUGGUCCAGGCCCCCUACCCCCCGCCCCCGUCCGCCUCCCAGGCCUACCAGGGCAGCCAGUACCCGGGGUACCACCCGGUGCCGGUCCAGCCCGGGUACGGAGGCCAGCCCAUGGCCACCGCACCGUACCCGGGCCAGCCCUUCUCCCCGGGGUACCCGGGCCCAGGCUCUGGGCCUCCUCCGCCGUACCAAGAGGCGGGGCCAGGAUAUCCCCCGGCCCAGGCCGGGUACAGCCAGGCCCCGUACAGCCAGGCCGGGUAUAGUGCAGGCCACCCAGCGUACCCCAUGCAGCCCCCCACACAGCCGGGCUGCCCUCCCCAGCCCGACUACAGCUCCAACCAGCCUGCAUACAACCCGGCCUUCGUGGAGCCCCCGAAGACCGGCUACUGACCACAGACACCACUUCUACAAACUCCCAAAAACUGCAGUGAUCCGUCCCCAUCAAUGUUUCCCCCCUUCUCAAAGUGUGUUCUGGUGUUGAUCGUCUGGUUUAAUCGUACGGUUGAACUGGUUUUCAUGGCCCAAAAAAAUCAGGCCUCUUUUGUAUACAGACUCGUGUCUGUAGUGACUUUUUUAUUAUAAACCUUGCAAAAUCCCUUAUCACAUUCUCACUAAAGCUAUCAGUUUUCCUUUCUCAAUGUUAGCUGUACUUUAAAAAAAAAAAAAUGUUUGUGCCCCCUCUUUUAGUAACUAACAUUAAAGGGAAACUGGACAGGAGAUGCCUAACUCCAUUGUCAGUAAAUAUACCUUUUGGUUUGUCUAGUUCAAGUUACAGUGGCAUGGAUAUACUUGGACGUGUGAAAAGUAUGUAAAAGUGUCAAGGAAAUUUAAGUUGUAUUUAAAAGUGGAGAUGAAAUGUAGGCCACGUUAGUGUAAUUUUAAGUGUGGUGCUUGUAACCAGUCUGUGAAUAGAUGCUCUAGACGGGCCGGAGGAACGACUUGACAAGCGCGUUUGCAUGUGUGAGCAGAUGUUCCUCUGGGCCAGUGUUGGCCGUUUGAUGACAGAAGUGCAGACGCCCUGCUUUAUAGGAUCCACUUCCUCUUCUGCGGUUUAUUCAGGGUUCUUCUUGUUUUUUUAAAAUGACACGCCUAUGAAUGUUGACCUUAAGUGUUACAAUGUUAAAACCUGUUUUGAUAAUGGUGAAAAAAAACAAACAAAAAAAAAACAACAACUCCAGAAUAUGCCUUGCUAAUUUAAUCUAGAUGCAUGGGGUACACACUGGUGUCAACAACGGGAUUCAGUAACUAGCUGGCCCUGGAAGACCAAAAAGAAACCGCCUGCCUUUAUUACACGCCGGAUUCAUUUGCACUCAUCAUGUAUGUAUACACCGGGCGUGGCUUUGUUUGCUCACAAUUUAGCCUUAAAAACUGUACAUGCUGUCACGGGCUCCCCAAGACGGGCCCUUCUUCUCUCUGCAUUUCUGUCCGUCUUACAGGAGCAGGGCUCAGUGAUUUUACUCCCAUCAUUCGUUUGAGGGCUGUACAAAGCAGCCAAUGUUUUUUUGUUACAAAAUUGUCGAUGUUUGUUCAAAUAAAAGUUUGUUUUUCCA
This is a messenger RNA of Conger conger (European conger), 2016 nucleotides long. It is a transcript of the gene shisa10.1, whose product is annotated as shisa family member 10, tandem duplicate 1. NCBI's taxonomy places the organism in Eukaryota, Metazoa, Chordata, Actinopteri, Anguilliformes, Congridae. Bases 98 to 856 code for a protein of 252 amino acids. The record is from RefSeq and is a predicted model, not a curated record. The transcript is spliced from 5 exons.